This is a messenger RNA of Drosophila takahashii, 797 nucleotides long. RefSeq names its product thioredoxin domain-containing protein 17. Gene Ontology annotation, cellular component: cytosol. The record is from RefSeq and is a predicted model, not a curated record. Lineage: Eukaryota; Metazoa; Arthropoda; Insecta; Diptera; Drosophilidae. Gene Ontology annotation, molecular function: protein-disulfide reductase [NAD(P)H] activity.
GUUAACAGUAUUCACCACGGUGCGCUUAACAGCACGCGCCGCCGGACGUGGUGAGUUCGCUGGAGUGCAAGUGUGGUGAGCACCGCCAUUGCUGGAGAGCCGCAAACAAAAACAAAAACAGAAACAGAAAGCACACUGAAAACAGCGAUUUGAAACGCCUCUAAUUACCCGAUAAACAUCCCGAUGGCCGAUAAGCGACGGCUAAGAAACCCGUAAGACCCAGCGAUAAGAUCCAGAUAAGAUUGGGAUUGGAAUUGGAAUCGGAAUCGCCACGAAUCACCACAAAUCACCAUCGCCCGGCACUCAAUUCACUUGCACAUCGGGGCAUUAGGACUCAAAAAUUGGAUUACCAUAAUAUCACCAUCAUAAUGCCCGAAUACGUACCGGCACGCGGCUUCAAGGAGAUGGAGAAUCUGCUCAAGCUCUACGACACCAAGAGCUGCCCCAUCUACAUCUACUUCUACGGCGAGAAGGACAAGCAGGGACGCAGCUGGUGUCCGGACUGCGUGGCGGCCGAGGAUACGAUUAUGACCGCCUUUCGCACGAACGCCCCUGCGGACUGCAUUAUCCUGGUGGUGGACGUCGGCAAUCGGGAGUUCUGGAUGGCCAAGGACAACGCGUUCCGCAGUCCGCCCUACUCGGUGGACGGGAUUCCGGCCCUGCUCCACUGGAAGGGGCCGGAGCGUCUGGACGGCGAUCAGCUGCUGAAGAAGAAUCUCCUGGAGCUCUUCUUCGAGGAGACCGAUACGCGCAAGAGCACUGUGUAGUCACUCAAUAAAAUGCGAUUUGAGCUCGAA